Messenger RNA from Linum tenue, 330 nucleotides. NCBI's taxonomy places the organism in Eukaryota, Viridiplantae, Streptophyta, Magnoliopsida, Malpighiales, Linaceae. The record is from the annotation of a GenBank genome assembly.
AUGUUCAGAUGGAUCCUAAAAUGCAAUGUUCAAGUCAAAUAUUUCGCCUUUAUUGAUUCUUUUCUGCCACUAGAUGCCACACCAAGCAGUUUCCUUGAGAAAAGAAAGAUAAUGGCUAUUGGAUUACCUGGUAAUCUUGCUAGGCAAAUUCUCCGACGAUCAGGUUCUGGCUCAAACAAAUCAAGAUCUACACUUCAAGAUGUUCCAAAAGGUUUCCUCGCGGAAUAUGUUGGGAAGGCCCAGAAGAGACGGUUUCUAGUUCCUGUUUCCUACUUAAGCCAGCCUUCGUUUGAGGAUAUGCUGAGCAUGGCUGAAACACCUAAGAUCUAA